Molecule: messenger RNA, 2016 nt
Organism: Helianthus annuus (common sunflower)
Lineage: Eukaryota; Viridiplantae; Streptophyta; Magnoliopsida; Asterales; Asteraceae
Product: probable acyl-activating enzyme 1, peroxisomal
Exons: 2
Coding region: 193-1827 (544 amino acids)
Source: RefSeq, a predicted model, not a curated record
GUCGUAAGGUAUUAUAACAUUUAUUUGUUGCCCACCUAUGUUUUUAAAAUUAUAUAUACUAAAGAAUUUUGUCUACGUCAUGCCCAUUAUAUCAUGCAUGUGACCUCAUGGUUAUUGGUGCGCCUAUAUAUAUGUAUAUGAUGCAAGUUAUUGUUUGAAAAGACCAAAAACAUCCAACAAAUUGUAAUUCAAAUGGAGGGUUUGUAUCAAUGUGACGCAAAUUAUGUGCCAUUAUCACCAAUUAGCUUUAUCGAAAGGGCAUCAUUCGUAUAUGAAAAAAGCCCAUGUAUUAUUUACGAAGAAAAGACGUAUACAUGGAAAGAAACACGUGACAGAUGUGUGAAACUCGCAUCAGCUCUCUCCAUUAGAGGAGUUGAUCCCGGACAAGUUGUUGCAACUAUUGCCCCAAACACGCCUGCUCAUUACGAGCUUCAAUUUGGGGUUCCAAUGGCUGGUGCGAUCCUUUCUUCACUCAACACAAGCCUUGAUCCACCAGCAUUAGCAACCACUCUACAAGAACUCGAACCCACGAUCAUCUUUGUAGACCACCAAUACAUCCAUAUUGUUAUUCAAGCAUUCAAGCUACUAUCUCCAGAAACACCAGCUCCAUUGCAGCUGGUUUUGAUCGGUGGCAAGAAUUGCACCAGCGUGCCAUCGAACACAUUCGACUAUGAGGAUCUUGUUUCAUUGGGAAAACCCGAUUUCAAAAUCAUACAUCCUAAUGAUGAAAACGAUCCAAUUUCGAUAAAUUUCACUUCAGGCUCAACUGGAAAGUCUAAGGGGGUUGUGUAUAGCCACAGAGCAGCGUAUUUAAACUCGUUAGCAGUUAUCUUUAGAUACGACAUGAAGAAAAUGCCGGUUUUCUUGUGGACGGUUGAUAUGUUUCGUUGCAACGGGUGGUGUUUCCCAUGGGCAGUGGCUGCAUUAGGUGGCACCAAUAUUUGCCUUAGAGAUGUAACGGCGGAGGGGAUCUUCAACUCGAUUGUGAUUCAUAAGGUAACACACUUGUGUGGUCCCCCGACGAUUUUAGAAAAGAUUGCAAGUUGUGAAACUAAGGAACAAGGGGUGAUUCAAACUAAGGUAAAUGUAAUUGUCGCGGGGCCUUUGCCGCCGUUGGAAGUUAUAUUGAAUGUUGAGAAAUUAGGGUUUGAUGUACACCAUGGCUAUGGGAUGACAGAAGCUCUCGGGCCCGUGAUGGAUAGAUCUAUGAGAACGAGUGACGAAGAAGAAAAAUGUAACAAUGAGAAUAUAAAGAUAAGUCGUCGCGAAGGAAUUCACAACAUUUUAAUGGAAGAUGUUGAUGUGAAAGACCCUAAGACCAUGACUAGUGUACCAUGGGACGGGAAGACAAUCGGCGAAGUGGUGUUUAAGGGUAAUGUGGUAAUGUUAGGUUACUUUAAAAAUUUGGAAAGGACACAAACAGCGUUUAAAGGCGGGUGGUAUAGGACAGGGGACAUUGGGGUUAGAAACCCUGAUGGAGAUAUAGUGAUGAAGGAUCGUUUGUUAGAUUGCAUUAUCAUAAACGGGCAGAUUGUGAGCACGAUGGAUAUUGAACGAGUCAUAAGAGGUCAUCCUUUUGUAAAGGAUGUUGCGGUUGUUGGAAAACCUGACAACCUAGUUGGUGAAACUCCAUAUGCUUUCGUUACGUUGAAAGAUGGGGGUUGUUUAACAAGUAACGACAUCAUCAAGUUUUGCAAAGAUAAUUCGUUGCCUCGGAGCAUGAUCCCAUCGAACGUUAGUUUCGGGAAUUUACCCGUGAAUUCAAUCGGUAAGGUUCAAAAAUUUGUUCUUAGGGAAAAUGCCAAGGCCAUUGAGAGCACUAAAUGACCGUAAAUAUUGAAACGAGCUUUGUAGUUUAUAUAUGCUCCUACAUGCAACAUUGCCUUUGAUAUUUGUAUGUUAUUAUAUAAAAAAGUUAAGCAUAGACACUUAUUAUUCCCAUUCCGUCUUUUUUACAUAUAAUCACGGGUCCAUUUUAUAUUGGGCCCACUUAUGCCUCAGUUGUCAAAUCUUGGA